This is a messenger RNA of Hansenula ciferrii, 2061 nucleotides long. RefSeq names its product sodium:solute symporter family protein. Gene Ontology annotation, molecular function: urea transmembrane transporter activity. Gene Ontology annotation, biological process: urea transmembrane transport. NCBI's taxonomy places the organism in Eukaryota, Fungi, Ascomycota, Saccharomycetes, Phaffomycetales, Wickerhamomycetaceae. The record is from RefSeq and is a predicted model, not a curated record. The coding region runs from base 1 to 2061 and encodes 686 amino acids. The transcript has a single exon. Gene Ontology annotation, cellular component: plasma membrane.
AUGGGUUCAGAUGACUAUGUUAUAUUUCCACAAUCUGUUGGUUAUGGGCUGGUUAUUGGUGUUGGAUUUGCAUUUGCUCUAUUCAUGGUCCUUACAACUUUGGUCUUGGAGAAAUAUAGAGGUGAGGUUCAAAAUUCUGAAAUGUUAAUGACUGGUAACAGAUCCAUCAAAUCAGGAUUGAUCGCAGCAGCUGUUGUUAGUUCUUGGACUAUAGGUCCAACUUUAUUGUUAAGUACUCAAGCUGCUUAUAACUUAGGAGUUAGUGGUCCUUUUUUCUACGGUGGUGCUGCUAGUUUCCAAAUGGUCGUGUUUUCAGUUGCAGCUAUUGAAAUUAAGAGAAAAGCACCCAAUACUCAUACUUAUCAAGAGAUUGUUAGAGUUAGAUAUGGUAAAAUAACACACUUGUUAAGUUGUGGAUAUUCAUUUUUCCAACAAAUUUGCUUUUCAACAAAUUUAUUAAUUAAUGGUUCUUCAAUAAUUGCAAAUCUAACAGGCGUGAAUCGAGACGCUUGUAUUGUCUUAUUACCUUUAUUUGUUACCAUAUACACUUUGUUUGGUGGUAUUAAAGCAACUUUUAUUUCAGAUUAUUUCCAUUCAGUUAUAAUUUUCUUGAUUUUAUUGAUGUUCAUCUUUGUCACAUAUGCUACAAGUGAUAAAAUUGGAUCACCUGCUGUAUUAUAUGAUCUAUUAGUUCAAGCAGGUAAAGAUUUUCCAGUGGAGAAAAAUCAUGAAGGUUCAUACUUAACAAUGACAUCAACAAAUGGUUAUUUAUUCUGUUUAGUCUUAGCAGGUGCUGGUUGGGCUACUGCAAGUGAUUCUCAAUUGAUGCAGAAAGCUUUAGCAGCUGAUCCAAGAUAUGUUUUACCAGCUUAUACACUAGGCUGUUUAUGCUGGUUUGCAAUCCCAUUUGCUUUAGCAACCACUCUUGGUUUAGCAUGUCGUGGUCUAGAAAAUACUCCAAUGUUCCCAACUUAUCCUGAACCACUUUCAACGCAACAAAUCAAUGAUGGUCUUGUCAUGCCAAUUGCAGCUUAUGCAUUAAUGGGUAAAAUUGGUGCUGGUGGUGUCUUGACGAUGAUAUUUAUGGCUUGUACAGCUGCUUAUAGUUCUGAAGUGGUCGCGGUUUCUAGUACUUUGGCACAUGAUAUUUAUAAGGCAUAUUUUAACCCUAAAGCUACAGGAAAACAAUUGGUUUAUGUUUCACAUAGUGGUGUCUUGGGAUUCUUCAUUAUUUGUUUAGCUUUAGCUAUUGGUCUUGCACAUGCUGGAUUUGACGUUUCAUUCAUAACAACGGUAUCAGGUAUUAUUGUUAAUGUUAAUAUUGUGCCUAUGGGGUGUACAUUAUUUUGGAGAAAAAUGUCUUCUUUCGCUUACAUCACAGGUACAUUAUCAUCAACAUGUGUUGCAUUAGCGGUUUGGAUUGGCUAUGCUGCAAGUCAAGCUGAAGGUAAUAAGAUUAAUUUGACAACACUCAGUACAUAUAGUGCACUAGCUGCAGGCAAUACUGUUUCUGUAUUCUUCCCUCUAGUAUGGGUUCCUAUUUUGGUUUUCAUUAAGCCUGCAAAUUUUGACUGGGAAGUUUGGAAAACUAUUCAACAAGCUGAUGAUUCAGAUAUAAAUAAAAGUCAUGGUCUAACCAAUAUAUUGAGUAAUCAACAAUUAACUCAACAAAAUCUUAAAGAAGAAGAAGAAAGAGAAGGAUUUUUAAGAAAACAAAGAAAUAUUGGUAUUUGUUUAGCUACAUUUGUUGUUUUAUUUUUCUUAGUUAUAUUCCCUUUACCAAUGUUUGGUGCUAAAUUCAUAUUCACUAAAUGGUUCUUUACGGGAUGGAUUGUUGUUAUGUUUAUAUGGGCAUUCCUUGCAUCUUCUAUUAUUUUAUUAUUACCUAUAUGGGAUGGGAAAGAGGCUUUGAUAAGUAUUUGCAAACAAAUUUUCACUAGUAAAGGUCAGAGAGAGAUGGAAGUUAUUGAAGAAGUUAAUGGUAUUGAUCAUAAUAUUGACGGAAAGUUAAGUGUUUCUAAAGAGAAGAAUGAUUUUGAAAUAAAAAAAUCUUCAGUAUGA